AUGGUAUUAAGAAGCUUGACCGUAAAACACGAACAACGAAUUUCAACAAAAUUUCUAAACUGUCAACAAUGUAAUUGUCGUAGUAUUGAGAAAAUGUACGAAUUAUUAAAUUACUGUUCACUGUUUACUCAUGUUCUAGUGUUAAUUAUUAUUUUAUUACAACUAUUUAGCGUCCCAAUAGUAUUGACUAUAUGCAAAGGUUAUAUUCCGUUAUAUAAAAAUCGAAUGUUAGUAAGUGUGACAUGUUUAUCUUGUCAAAGACCUUGUUGUCAACCAUUGCGAAUAAUGCGUGAUCAAGGUGUUGAUGAUUGUAAAUGGAUGUGCAGCGAUCAUGCAGCAUGCAACGUGUUCGAAUAUAAUGUUUACGAUCGAACGUGUCGUUUUUUUCAACGAACUGCAGUCAAACGUUUGUUACCAAAUUCAUCAUUUCAUGUUUAUACAAAAGUAUCAUGCACAAACAAAAAAGCGUUAAAAAUAUCCGAAGUUAAAAAUAAUUGUUCUUAUCGUGUUUAUCCAUUUCGUGGUACAGAAAAAAAUGAUAUUGCUCAAACAUAUGUCGGUACACAUGUUAGCUAUGUUCAGUGUAAAUUAUUAUGUGAUGCACCAAGACAUUGUUUAGGAUUUCUGUUUCGUGGUACGAUCACUCAUCAUGGUGUAUGUCAUUUAUUGAGAAAUGUCAGACAAGCAUUUGAAACACCAUACUAUGAUUUGUACGUUAAAAGAAGAUGCAUUUUAUGUUUUGAUAUGGAUGUCGUCUACGCUGUUGAUUUAAAAUUAAACAACGAUGGUCUUGAAUAUCAGUAUACAUUAUCGUCGGACGUAUCAUCCCUGAAUGUAUUAGCAUUUUCCUGCUAUUAUUUAGACGAUGAAACAAAAUUUAAAUAUAAUCUAAAUACAUGCGCAUCUCAUCAAAAUAAAACGACAUUUUGUGUUUACGCUGUGGCGUUAGAGCAACCAUGGCAUUUGAAUUUAAUAACUACAUCGUAUGUUCCCAUUGUGAGUAUUGAAUGGAGUUCAGAUGGUUUAUGUUUGUUAGUUUGUACACAAUCCGGAAAUUGCAGAAUAUUUAAAUCAAAAAAUGGUUGUGUCAAUAUGGUUGAAUUGGUUUACCAUUAUGAAACGGCCGAAGAUAUAUUGAUAGCAAAAUACAUCCAUUAUAAAGAACCGAUAAUUAUCAAUCUCGAUCGAAAAGAUUCGUUAUUUUAUAAUGAAUUUUUAAAAAAAGAGAAUCACUUGGCAUCUUAUGGUUUAAAUUCUGGAUGUUUUGUACUUAUUACUAAUUCAGGAAUGAUUCAUUCAUUACCGAUCAAUCGUCAAAUAUCUCCAUUUAAAUAUCCAUUGAAUUCUGACUUCAUAAAUGCCUCAUUAUGUGAUCUUGUGCCAACUGAGAAAGGAUUCAACGUUGUAUUCAGUGAUAAACAAGUUGGAGCAUUAAUACAGUUAUAUGUAAUACAAUACCAAUCAUUGGAGCAAAAAAUCUCCUAUUCCUCAUUUAAACGUCGUGGUUUUCGUAUUCCACCCUCUUAUGGUAUAUUAGAAAAUAUUCAUUAUUUUCAACGUUUUACCGCAUCGACUAGUGAUGUAUUAUUGACACUAAUGUCAUCAACAGAUAGCGACACAUGGACGUUGGAUUUAUACGAAUAUAUUGAAUCAGAAUGGGCAUCGACAACGUUGAUCAAUUCGAAUGCAAUUCGUUUACAGUCACUAACGGUUAAUAAUAAAUGUCAAUUAUUAAUUAAAGAACAAGAAUUAUUAGCACAAUUUGGAAGACAAAUAUUAUUAACAUUAUCCGAUGGAUCACUCAUCACAUUUGAUAAAUUAACAUUUCGAGCAUGUGAACAAACAUAUCCAUUACAGAAAAUAAACCAUCUAUUUACAAACAGAGAUAAAUGUGAAUAUUUUGUUAAAGUACAACACACACAAUCAGGUUGCUGUAUUGUUGGUUUCACUGAGAGUGGUCUUCUAGUAUUAUUACGUUCAAUGAGUAUUGAACAAUCUUCGUCGCCAGUGAUAAUUUCAAGUUUUGUUAAUCUUCUGGAACAUUCUAUUGUUCAAUCAUCUACACCAGCAUCAUCGUCGCUCGCUGCAUACACAGAUCCAUGGGAUUGUUUUUGCCUCAUAAAAGGCUCGACUGUACUCAAUUCAAUUAUUGAACGUUUAAUUCAACGUUAUGAUCAACAGUCUAUUGAACAAAAACGUACACAUUUUAUUCGUUUAAAACAAAUUUUAUACAUGUUACAUCGUUUAGCAACACCAAAUUCACACGAAGCAUGUGAACAUUUAACGGCGUUAGGUGUUUAUCAUGUGUUACUAAUUACUCGUGAUUUAAUGAAAUUGAUAACCUAUGAUGCAACUCAACCACAACAACAAGCGCGUAAUUUUGUUGACAUUGCUCAAGAAUUAAUUCAUCAAACACCUCAACAAAUGUUUCCUAAUAUUGACAUGAAAAAAGUGAAAAUGAACGAUCAACAACAACAAUCACAGAUGGAUAUUCGCUAUUACCAAUUGCCAUCUUAUACAUCGCUAGUAAAUUGGAUUCUUGACAUAAUUAUCUACAUAAUUGGCUAUAUUCAGUUACCACAACAACAAACGCCUGUAUGGUUAACGUGUAAACAAUUUUUUAAUGAUCAAAGACAAUUGGAAUGGUUAAGAGAAUUUCUGAUCUAUUUUUAUGUGUUACAUAAAAUGGGCAGAAUACAAUUUAGUAAAAUAGCAUGUUUUCAACCGUAUGAUCAAAAUAAAGAAAUUUUAAAAGAUAUUUAUAAUACAUUGACAAAAAUGAGUGUAAAAAUUGAAUCUCAAAAGGGCAUUCUCGAUGAAACAUUAUUAGAAGAGUUUUUUAUACUCGAUGUUGAAACAUUACAAUCAAAAGCUGAAUGUUUGUUUCCCAAACCUUAUCCAUGUUUAAUUCAAAAUUUAACAACACCCAUGGUCUUUAUUCGUGGUAGACCUCCACCUUGGGCACUUCAUCUACACGGCGUACCCAUUUCAGCGUCAACAUCAGGACUAUCGUAUGGUAGUAAUUUAUUGUAUGAUGAAACACAAUCCGAUUCUAAAUUUGAUAUAAUUACAUUGAAUAAUAUGAAUUCUACUCAAUUAUUUCGACGAUGUGCAAGAUGUUCUAAUUAUUCAAGAAUUUAUAAAAAUAAACCUGUGCCAUUUCUUGCUAUGAGAUUAGAUGAUCAUUGUCUAUGUGGUGGACUUUUUUUAGCCUAUUCAAAAUCGACAUCUAGUACAAAUACUUCAUCGGUAACAAACGAAAAUACAUCGGCAAAUACAGCAAGACAAUAA
Didymodactylos carnosus is the source of this 3291-nucleotide messenger RNA. NCBI's taxonomy places the organism in Eukaryota, Metazoa, Rotifera, Eurotatoria, Philodinida, Philodinidae. The record is from the annotation of a GenBank genome assembly.